Molecule: messenger RNA, 5076 nt
Organism: Psilocybe cubensis
Lineage: Eukaryota; Fungi; Basidiomycota; Agaricomycetes; Agaricales; Agrocybaceae
Exons: 10
Coding region: 1-5076 (1691 amino acids)
Source: RefSeq, a predicted model, not a curated record
AUGGGCUUCAAGAAAGUACCUGAUAGGGGAUCGGAUGAGGAGUUUCCCAAUGUUCGGGAGGCCUCCUGGUCUAGUGGGGCCAAGAAACGAAAGAGAAGGCGGCCGAGGAUCCACAAACUUCCUGCAGAAUCAUCAUCAACAAACCUCCCUCAAACAACGACUUACUCUUUCCAAAACCAUGAACACAACAUUCUGGAAGAAGAAAUACCUCAUUAUCCGGGAGAUCUAACUGAUCAGCAGGUACUUGAUAACCUGAGACAGCUAGAUGACGACAGAACGGGAGGAAAGUCUCAAAAUGAUUACCUGAGGGAAUGGCUCCCGAAACGAGAGGUGUAUCUUGGAACAAUGAUUGGAGGAGAAGCCCCGGAUCCGGAUCUGAAUGGACAGUGUCAGCAAUGUCAAGGAAUGUCUGGAGUGUGGAGAUGUUGCCAAUGCUUUGGCUCUAGAAUUUUGUGUUCUGAAUGCCUGCGAAGAAACCAUCAAUUUACACCUUUCCACCGCGUUGAGAAGUGGACGGGUCUAUAUUUCCGUCCGGGAGCUCUGUGGGAAGUGGGUGUCAAGUUGUAUUUGGGUCAUAAUGGGAAACGUUGUCCUUAUCCCACGGAUCCGAGCCACCUAGGAUGGGACGGCGGAAACAAUUCAUCCGGGAGUCAUGGGCACGGCGGAAACAAUUCGCCCGUCUUUGAAGAUGAACACGGAUUGGACCUGGAUCCGCUUCCUGCGAGCAAUGACCAAGAAUCCUUUACGGCUCAGCUUCUGGCGGACCCGGAGGUACCCCAUUUGGUUGAGCUGGACGAUGGAGACGAUGAAGACGAUGAUCUAUUCGAGGAAGUCGAUACAACCUAUCUGGACCAACCUCGUCCAAAGGCAGCAGACAACAAUGGAAUUCCUUUCAAGGCAAUUGUGCACACCUCCGGAGUCCAUUAUCUGCCCGUGCGAACAUGCACAUGCCGGUCCGUCCGCCUUCCGUCUAUCGAUUUACAGUAUCUGGAGAUGGGAUUAUUUGCAGCCAGCUUUGAAAACGUUCAAACUGUGUUCACAGUUGAGGUCCUUGAGGACUUUCGGAUGGACAACCUCGAGUGCAAAAUGUCGGCUUAUCAGUAUUACCAAAAGUUGCGAAGACUGACUUCGCCAGCGUUUCCAAAAAAGGUGCUGAACCGCUAUCGUGAAUUGAGAAGGCUUAGUAGAGAAUACAGGGACCUUGUCCUGAGACGACAAUACGGAGAAGGGCAUACAAGAGAAGCGGUGGUCCCUUACUAUCGUCAUUGCCAUGAUUCAUCACCAGAGAGGAUGGGUAUUAAUGUAUCUGAUCCAAUUGACGGCGGAUCUGAUAGUCCGUCUCAAGAAGUCGGAAUGUCAACGGACCCGUCUCUGGGACACGGCGGAUUAGAUGGUCCGCCUGUACCACAAAUGACGCGGACCGAGGAUCAUCCCGAAGUUGAAGAUAGGAGAGGGAAGUUGGCCUUAUUCUGCCCCGCCUGUCCACAGCCUGGAAUAAACCUACCUGAUAACUGGAUUGAUGAUGCUGAUAGGCAAGUUUUAGUUAUUCUUCAAGGUUAUGUUGCAGAUGGUAAUUUCAAAGCAGAUCACCUCAAUCAGAAAAACGAGGGAGACGAUGUUUGGUUGAGCGUUGGAGAAGGAUACAUGACUGCUCCGGGCCCUUACAAGGAGCACAUUAAGGAAGCAAUUUCUCUUGCUCCACGUUAUAAACGGGAACAAACAUGUCAUAACUACCACGCCCAGAAAGCUGAAAACAGAGUCAGCCCGGGUAAGAGAGUACGUGGAAUUGGGGCACACGCUUGCGCUAGGCACGGAUGCUUCUGUCCAUCCAGCGUUGUCGAUUUUGACAAAGGUGAAAAGCAGAUGCACAUGGAUUGGUCUUUGACUCAGGCCAGGGAAACUACCAACACACAGGGAAUCACAAAACAUUUGGAAAUCUACGAUAUAAACUGUCAAUAUUGCGUUAACUUGGCAAGGCGUCUCUCAGAGUCCACAAAAAUGCAUUGGCCACCUUCUGUUAAAAUGAUUUUUGCAAUUGGUUUAUUUCACGUCCACGGGCACAAGACGGAAUGUCUUUACAACUAUGCAUCCACCUAUGUCCCGGGUGUGGGAAUCAUUGACGGAGAAAUCCUGGAGCCGUUGUGGUCCGUGUUAAAUGACACAUCCCGGAGUACACGUUCCGCUACCACUGCCCAUCGAGCAGAGGUUUUGGACGACCACAUGGGGGAUUCCAACUGGAAGAAGACCAUUAAUAUGGCUGCAACAAUUGCUGCAAAGUUCAAACGGGCACGGGAACAGUCCGGAAUCACAGACCAAUUUUAUAGGGGUAUCACGGAUCAACAAGAUUCCGGGCUCAUCAACACUUGGGAAGAUGAAAUUUCAAAAGCAGAAGCGGACCGAGAACAAGGUGUGGCCAACGCUGUUGGCAAGGUAAUGGCAAGCAAAGUGAAAACGGCUGCUGGACGCCAAGAAAUUGAAUUGCAUCUUUCAAAUAUGGAACUUACAUCUAAUGGUGCUACUGGAAAGGCAGCAUGGAUAUCAUCCGGCUUAAAACUGGAGCAAGCGCAAUUGGAGCUCAGGGACCAUGUCAGAAAGCUCGGAAAGCAUCCUUCCACCGCGCAGAAACUUGACUUGGUCAAUAAACGUCGCUCCAUGCGGACCCGCGUUGAAGCCUUCUGUCGAUCCGCUAUGACCUUCAUGGGCGAAGAUGUCUUGGAGGAUAUUCAAGGGGACAUUGCUCCCAUACUUGACUAUGAAGUCAGUGACAACGACGAUCCUGAUCUUGGAAAUGUCAACAUUACCCGCGCGGAUCCGGAACGACAGCCGCUUCCGUUUCCCUCCGCCGUCAAACAAGAUUUCUUUGACGGCCUUGACGCGGGAACAAACCUCAUUUUAAAAGGGCUUCGCAAACUUGAACUUCAAAUAAGACAUGGCCACGCAGAGGACUGUCUGGAAGCGGUCCGGUCAGCCUUGAUCCAGCUUUCUUGGCAGUAUAAAUAUCAGGUUCGGACCGCCGACUCCGUCUAUAUGGGGACUCGUGCUUGGGAUGGCGUCAAGCUUUUGAAUGCUUCCUGGAAAUUGCACCGGCGACUCUACAACACAAACCGUCAGAAGAUGAUCUAUUUAUCUGCUGGCGUGCGAGACGAGGAUAAUAUUCGGAAACAAUAUCCCAUUCUGCAAGUCCAUGAUUGCAAGCAUAGUAAUGCCGUGUCGGAUCCGAACAUUCGCGGAGGAAGCUCGGACCGUCUAAGUUGGAUUUGGAGAUCCCGUCAGGGCCUGGACAAUGAUAAUCAAUUAUACGUUAAUGAGUUCUUCAGGCUAAACUGGCUCCGCGCGCGAGCUCAGAGGAAUAGAUGGCAAGAGGAGCUGGCCUUGACAAAAAAGGAAAUGGAAUGGACUGUCAGAUUUUAUGUGUAUAUGGCAAAGACAUGGCGUGCACGGCAUGAUUUUGUUCCUGACAGGGCAAAUGCUCAAAAGCAGAUUGCCAUGUGGAAUGAUCUGGGGCGGGCCGCGGAUAAGGUCUUCCGUCAAAUUAACCCGGAGUAUCCAUUAACCAGUUCUUUGAACAUUCUUGUUGUAUCUCAUCUUGUUGAAUUCAUGCACUUACCGCGGCUUUUUAAACCUCCUGUCGAGGACGAACAUCAUCUCCUUACCUAUGAUGAGCGACGUGCUCUGGCCAAAGUUCAUGUCCAUAUUUGUGGUGCACGGAUCCGUGCCGGAUACCGUUUGUUCAUUGCAAACGGAGACUCUGUUUCCUCCGCUAUACUGCUGAGAGUACUCGGAUACUGCUAUGUCAAUGGAUUCCAAGUCGAUAUUCCAUUUUUUAUAUCAGAAAUUCUCAAUCAGAGCGUACAUGCCGUUUUGAACCGAACUCCCCACCAUCGAGCUGUUUUAUUUGAAUCUCUAAAUCAAAGCUGGUCAGCAUGGGAAGAUGAUGAAAUUUUAAAUCAGACCAAGAGCUGGGGAUAUUGGUGGAGGGACGGAUUUGCUGAAGGCGAUGAGUGGCAAGUUGCCUUUGUUACCGUUGAAUCGCAAGCAAGAGAAUUUUGGAACAAGGUGGUUCUGCCUGAAUACCAACAAGAGGUACUCCGGCUAAAUAAUCAGAGGAAAGAAGCUAAGGAGGGCGCAAGUUCAUCCACCUCUGGGCCUCCAAGAAAUCAAGAAAACAAUCCCAAGGGCAAGGGAAAGGCGGCUGAACGGACAUCCGUCCCCACCUCGGGGAAGCACGGAUCCGCGUUGACGGGAAAGCACGGCUCCGCGUUUUCACCGCCCACGGGGAAACCCAAUCCGCCGACCCGUGUUGCAAACACGCGGGAUGAAACAUCCCCAAUUGCAAUUUCUGACCACAGACCGCCCUACUGUCCCCGCUGCGGUCAGCCUAUCCUAACGGGCGUAAUGAGGGAGUUGGCUCACCUGCGCCGGAAUGUGGCGGACAAAAUGAAGAAUGCCCAUAAAGCAGUGACUACUUCUUCGGCCGCCUUGGGCAGAUAUUCUGUAUUGGAGAAGAUGUGGAUUGACUCUAAGGAGCUCCCGUUCUCUAACGGCAAGGGGCUUUCAGCCAAAUACAAAUUUCAGCAUCCCGUUCACCCUUCUCCUGACAGUUGGGGCGCUAUAACGGCUCAAGCCCGGUCCUUCAAGGUCUCAAAGCUCAAAGUCGCUUCAUUUUACAUCAACGACAUUUUUUAUUCUUUUAUUGCCGUCAAGGAACUACCUUUUCAUCCACUCUGGUAUCAUUCGCCACCCUCCAACACUGCAAAUAUUCAUCUCCCAACAGAUACUCUGCCUACGCCCGGUUCCGUCAGCCCUCCGUCAAAUGCACACACCAGCAAUGCCUUCCUUUUUAACGCAAGGUCAAGACCUGUUUUCCCGGGAGAAGAGGAUGAUAUUGAUAGUACGUCCGAUACCACUGAAUCCUCUACACCAGCUACGUUUUUAGAGCAUCUCGCACAGGACUUUGAAGAGGAGGCGGAUGAGGAGUCUUCCGCCGGUGAUACGACGGAGGAGUCAGAUGCUUCCGGUAACUCGGAAGAGCUUAGCGAGGACGUGUCGGAAACACCCUGGGAUGAGGAAUCUUAG